AUGGCUGCCCCGAGGUGCAUCGCCAGGGGCCUCGGCCGCCUCAGCUGUGUCUCUACACCCUUAUCCUCCACAACUACUCGACUUACACAUGCCGUCUGGCGGUCCUCCCGGAUACUGCCUGCCUGCACCCGCACAUUCGCCACGACACCGGCGCGCUUACACGGCCAUGUAACGCCGCCAAAGCCCGGUGAAGAACUCCAUGUCACCUUCAUCGACAAGGACGCCCGCACCCACAAGAUUGCCGUGAGCAAGGGCGACAACCUGUUGGACGUCGCCCAGGCCAACGACCUGGAGAUGGAGGGCGCGUGUGGCGGCUCCUGCGCCUGCAGCACCUGCCACGUCAUCGUCACCGACCAGGACUUCUACGACCGCAUGCCCGAGCCCGAGGACGACGAGAACGACAUGCUGGACCUGGCCUUUGGCCUGACCGAGACCAGCCGCCUGGGCUGCCAGGUCACCAUGACCAAGGAGCUCGACGGCCUGGUCGUCAAGCUGCCCAGCAUGACGAGAAACCUGCAGGCUAGCGAUUUCAAAUCGUAG
Molecule: messenger RNA, 540 nt
Organism: Neoarthrinium moseri
Lineage: Eukaryota; Fungi; Ascomycota; Sordariomycetes; Amphisphaeriales; Apiosporaceae
Exons: 2
Coding region: 1-540 (179 amino acids)
Biological process (GO): P450-containing electron transport chain; positive regulation of oxidoreductase activity
Cellular component (GO): mitochondrion
Molecular function (GO): 2 iron, 2 sulfur cluster binding
Source: RefSeq, a predicted model, not a curated record